Messenger RNA from Rhododendron vialii, 1344 nucleotides. RefSeq lists its product as uncharacterized. The record is from RefSeq and is a predicted model, not a curated record. The coding region runs from base 1 to 1344 and encodes 447 amino acids. Lineage: Eukaryota; Viridiplantae; Streptophyta; Magnoliopsida; Ericales; Ericaceae. The transcript has 3 exons.
AUGAUUAAGCUUGGAGCCUGGAAUAUUAGGGGGUUGAACGACCCCCUAAAACAAAAAGAGGUUAGAUCCCUUAUUCUGGUUAAUAAUUUUAGUUUGAUGGGUGUUGUGGAGACUAAGAUUAUGAUUGUGGAUGUGGUGUUGUUAGAUAGCAAGAUGAAUUUCCUUUUAUCGAUUGUUUAUGGUUGUAAUCGAAGUUCUGAUAGAAGAGUUCUUUGGUCUGAUAUGAGGGCUGUUUAUCAUGGGUUUGGAGAUAGGCCUUGGAUUCAAUUGGGGGACUUUAAUACUGUGCGUUUGGCUAGUGAAAGGUUGGUAGGUUUUGAUGUUAAUUCUGCUGAUGAGUUUAAUGAAUGUCUGACUGACCUUUCUCAAGAUGACUUGCCUUCUAAAGGUUUUUGGUUUACUUGGACCAAUAAACGAAGUGGUAGUGGUGACAAUAAGAGUCGUAUUGAUAGACAUCCAGAGUUUGAACAUAUUUUAUCCUCAUCUUGGACUAAUUUGGUGGUGGGCAGACCUAUGUUUGUUUUGGCUGCAAAGUUGAAGAGGUUAAAAGGGGUCUUGAAGCACCUGAAUCUGAGGUGUUACUCUAAUAUUAGUACAAGAGUUAUGGAGGCUAGGGAUCAGAUGAUUGCUAUUCAACAACUAUUUUUUGCUACCCCAUUUGAUGUUGCUUUGUGUAUUCAAGAUAAGGAACUGGUAUGUACUUACAUAAACCUUAGGAAUGCUGAGGAGUCUUUUAUGAAACAGAGGUCCAGAGUUAAAUGGUUGGCUCUGGGGGAUCAAAAUUCAAGUUUUUUCCAUCAGAAAAUGUGUGCUCAUAGGGCCAGAAAUACCAUUCAAAGUUUGCAUACUAUUGAGGGGGUGUUUAUUAAAGAUUCUGAGGCUAUCAAAGAAGAAAUUUUACUGUAUUAUGUUAGUCUCUUGGUACUCCUUUUCUCUAGCAAAGUGGAUGCUAGCUUUCAAUUACAACAAGCCAUUCAGUCUAGAGUGCCCAUGGAUGUUGUGGAUCAGCUUAUUAGUCCUAUGAGUGUUAUUGAAAUUAAAAAAGCCUUGUGGUCUAUCAAUGGUGAUAAAGCUCCUGGCCCGGAUGGUUAUAAUUCUCUCUUUUAUCAACAAAAUUGGGGUGUGGUUGGGCAAGAUUUGGUUCAAGCAGUUACAUAUUUCUUUGAGCAUGGAUACAUGUUGAAGGAGCUGAAUGCUACAGCUAUUUCUCUUAUCCCCAAGGUUCAUUCUCCAUCUACUAUCAAAGAUUAUCGGCCUAUAUCUUGUUGCAAUGUCUCUUAUAAAUGUAUUACUAAAGUUCUUGCCAAUCAUUUUGCAAUCUGUUCUCCCUUUCCUUAUAAAUAA